Messenger RNA from Antechinus flavipes (yellow-footed antechinus), 1703 nucleotides. RefSeq names its product trafficking protein particle complex subunit 5 (gene TRAPPC5). Gene Ontology annotation, biological process: endoplasmic reticulum to Golgi vesicle-mediated transport. The transcript has 2 exons. Gene Ontology annotation, cellular component: TRAPPIII protein complex; TRAPPII protein complex; TRAPPI protein complex. Bases 140 to 706 code for a protein of 188 amino acids. NCBI's taxonomy places the organism in Eukaryota, Metazoa, Chordata, Mammalia, Dasyuromorphia, Dasyuridae. The record is from RefSeq and is a predicted model, not a curated record.
CCUCUUCACUCGGCUCUAGGCAGGAGCUGACAGCUCUGUCUGCGCUUGCGCUCUCCGCAGGCUUUUACGGCCGCCGUAAAGAGGCUCUGCCUUCGGCUGCGGCUUUGAAGGGUUCGGUUGUUCCUACCACCCUGAGGCCAUGGAUGCAAGAUUCACGAGGGGGAAGUCGGCCAUCCUGGAGCGGUCCCUAGUGAGGCCCAAGACGGAGGUGAGCCUGAGUGCCUUCUCCCUGCUGUUCUCGGAGCUGGUUCAGUAUUGCCAGAACCGCGUGUACUCCGUGGCAGAGCUGCAGGCACGGCUGGCAGAGCUGGGUCAGCAGGUGGGCGCGCGAGUGCUGGAUGGCCUGGCCACUCGGGAGAAGGGCGGCCGACGGGAGACCCGGGUCCUGGGUGCGCUGCUCUUUGUCAAGGGGGCAGUGUGGCGGGCUCUCUUUGGCAAGGAGGCAGACAAGUUGGAACAAGCCAACGAUGAUGACAAGACCUACUACAUCAUUGAGCGCGAACCACUCAUCAACACGUACAUCUCUGUGCCCAAAGAGAACAGCACUCUCAACUGUGCCAGCUUCACAGCAGGUGUAGUGGAAGCUGUGCUCACCCACAGUGGCUUCCCUGCCAAGGUCACUGCCCACUGGCACAAGGGGACCACCCUCAUGAUCAAGUUCGACGAGGCUGUCAUUGCCCGGGACCGAGCCCUGGAUGGUCGCUGAGGACGGACUAGAGAAUGCGAAGGCCAGGCCUUUCUUUGUACCUUUGAGCCAUUGUCCUUUGUACUCCUGGAUUGUUUGCAUUGCCAGAUGAACAGCCUCCCUAGUCUCCCCACUCCCUCACGAUGUGAACCCUUAUCCCUUCUGGCUCUUGACUUUGCAUUCAGUCACUAAUCCUUGUCUGCAGUGUCUGGUGUCAGGGAGUGUAUUCCCUGGUGUGCUCAGGGACAAGGGGCUCAGGUUCCUCUAGGCUUGAUCAGGCUAAUCUCCCCAGUCUGGGUUUGACCUUUUUUUAUUUUUUUCUGUGUCAUCUCCUGGAUGGUAUGGGGAUGAGUUGGGGUGGGAAGAAGGGAGGUCCACUUUCUAUCACCCUGGGUUUUCUUAAUCCUUAAUUCUUCUCUGCCUGUUUCCUUGGGGAACUCAGUGUAGGGGCUUCUGUACAUUGUCAGUUGAGGGGGAAAUCAAGUCAAUGAGACUAGUCAAGGAGGAGAAGUGAUUUCCCUUGAAGAAAUUAGGCAGUCCUCUUGCCUAGACCCUCAUCUCUACUUUAGAAGCAACUGCUAGGGGACAACUGCUAGAGGACCCCAUGGCUCCAUAUCUGAUUUCUGGUGGGUGGGAGUGGGAUCCCACAUAGUUCUUUCCAAUGACACACUGGCGGGGGACCACAAACUGAGCUGUCCUGGUGGUAUCUACUCCUGCUUGAGUAGGAACAGUACCUUCAAUCAGUCCCAAACCUGACCUUUUAGUAGCUAUUGUACAAUUCAAGGCAGAAAGUUUGGAUUUCCAUCCCAGUUCUAGAGAAGAAUUAUGGGCAAAUGUUUAAUCCCUCUCUUGCCCCAGGAUUCCUCUCUUCUUUCUUGGUUCCUGUCCCUUUCCCCCUCCCCUAUCUGAGUCUUGGUUGAUAGUUUAGUCCUCGUAAUUUCUUUUGGGGCUCUGAGGACAGUGAAUUGCUGCUAGAAACAGUGUGAUGUUCAUUAAAGAUAAGUGUUCCUGGAGAUAA